UACUGACCGUGCACUUUAUCACAUCGCGGGUGUGCAGUCGUGAUGCGGACGAUUUCGGCGGGACGCUGUUGAUACAGCGGCUGGCACUUCGCGGCGAGCAGUGGGCGGAUGGCGCUUGUUGAGCCAGAGCAAGACAGCUCGCGCGCGAUGAUGGUUCCGACGUAUGCUGAAGAUGCUGAUGGACCAUCCGAAUUCCUCAGCACAACCUGACCAGCCUGCAGGUCAUUCCAUACGGCGCUGCGCGAGGCCUCUGCCUGUGAUACGCAGGCUUCACCGAGUGCCGGCGCUUACUUCAUCAACGCAUUCGGGCAGACGGAGGAGACGGCUGCGACGCUUACAAUGUCUGCCGCCUGAA
Molecule: messenger RNA, 355 nt
Organism: Geodia barretti
Lineage: Eukaryota; Metazoa; Porifera; Demospongiae; Tetractinellida; Geodiidae
Source: the annotation of a GenBank genome assembly